Molecule: messenger RNA, 3284 nt
Organism: Clunio marinus
Lineage: Eukaryota; Metazoa; Arthropoda; Insecta; Diptera; Chironomidae
Source: the annotation of a GenBank genome assembly
AGUAAAAUCAUGAGAAAAAAAUUCACUUAAUUCAGUAGAGACCGGACCGCGAGAGAGUGAACAUCAAAAUCGUUCGUGGUUGUAGAUAUUUAUUUAAAAAAGGUUAAAUUAAGAUUCAAUUUUACACAGUUAUUAAAGUGAAAUUGUAGUUCAUUAUACAUAUUUGAAUAAUAUCUAAACACAGUUUCAAAGCUCAAUACAUUAUUCGAUUGCUAAAGAUCAACUGUUAUUAGUGCUUUAGAUAAAACAUUAAAUCUGCUACUCAACUAGAAUAUGUCAAGAUGAAACGUAGUUUUUUAUUAGUUGCUACUUUGUCUCUCCUCGUGGGCUCCAUAAACUCUUCUCCAUUUAAAAAAGCAAACACAAAUAAUCGUCGACGACAGAGGUCAAGCUCAGUAUGGAAACAACCAGAAGAUAACUGGAACAUUACAACCAUUCCUCGAAGUGUUCACCCACACCUUGAAAACAAAAAUUAUACUCAUUCACUUCCAGCACCUGGUCACAUUAUCUAUAGGACAAUUGAUUCUGAUGAACGUUUACUUAUGAGAUUUCAUGAGAUUAAAAACAAUGCAUCGGCACGAACACUUUGGGGAAAGUCAGACUCAUCUGAUCAUCAUUACUCACCAUUUUUUGACAAAGCACUGAAGCUCUUAAAUCUCCAACAAGUGGCUUUUGAAAUUGAAAAUAGUGUGAUGUCAAAAAUGUCAUGUACGGCAUGUAAAGCAGGCGCAUCACUUCUCCAAAACUACAUUAAAUCCGGGAAAAGUAAAGAAGAAAUUAUCAAAACAAUCUUUCAAUAUUGUGUAAAUCUUCGAAUUCAAUCAGCGCAAGUUUGUGAAGGUGUCAGUCAAUUGUUUGGCGGCGAAGUUAUUUACGUUUUGAAACGAACAAAUUUGGGUGCUGAUGAGAUUUGUAGUUUCAUCAUUGGCGAAGCUUGUGGCGAUAUUUAUAACCCUUAUCAUGAAUGGGAAGUUGAAUUGCCACCAAUUCCAAAGCCAAUUGCACAUGAACUUCCGAUUCCCAAAGAAGGUGCGCCAUCGUUUAAAGUUUUACAUCUUUCUGAUACUCAUUAUGAUCCUUAUUAUGAACCCGGAGCCAACGCUGAAUGUAAAGAAGGAAUUUUAUGUUGUCGACAUUCAAGUGGACGUCCAACAACACCGAACGCAGCUGCAGGUAAAUGGGGAGAUUAUAGAAAGUGUGACAUGCCGAAGCGAUCUUUGGAUCACAUGUAUCAGCACAUCGCAAGCACGCAUCAUGACAUUGAUUACAUUUUAUGGACUGGUGAUUUACCACCUCAUGAUAUUUGGAAUCAAACGAAAGAAGAAAAUCUGAAGAUUUUAAAGGAAACUGUUAAACAAAUGUCGGAAAUGUUUCCUGGCGUUCCAAUCUUUCCUGCUUUAGGCAAUCAUGAAAGUGCCCCAGUUAAUUCAUUUCCACCACCAUAUGUGAAACAAGUUGACAGUUCAAUUGCUUGGCUUUACGAUGCUUUAGAUAUUCAAUGGCGUAAAUGGUUGCCAGCAAGUGUUUCACAUACAGUAAGGCGUGGAGCUUUUUAUUCAGUGUUAGUUCGACCCGGCUUUCGAAUCAUUUCAUUGAACAUGAAUUAUUGCAACAAUCUAAACUGGUGGCUUCUUUUAAAUUCAACCGAUCCGGCAACUGAACUUCAAUGGUUCAUAUAUGAACUUCAAAGUGCUGAAUUCUUAAACGAAAAAGUUCAUGUUAUUGGACACAUUCCACCAGGACAUUCAGAUUGCCUUAAAGUAUGGUCAAGAAAUUAUUACAAGAUUGUUCAACGUUAUGAGAACACAAUUACUGCACAAUUCUUUGGUCACACACAUUUUGAUGAGUUUGAAGUGUUUUAUGAUUUGGAAGAUAUUUCGAGGGCAACGAGGUACAGAAUUUAUUACGUUGAUGGUGAUCACGAUGCUUCUACAAGGCUUGUUAUCGAUCAUGAAACGUGGAUUAUGAAUCUAAAGGAAGCAAAUCUGUAUGAUUUUCCAAUUUAUUACAAACUUUAUUCAGCAAGAGCGGCUUACAAUAUGAAAGCUCUAAGGCCGAAUGAUUGGGAUGAGCUCAUCAAUACUUUGACUGAUGAUCAAGAUAAGUUUGAUCUUUAUUACAAAAAUUAUUGGAAAGUCUCACCCGUUCGACCAGCAUGCGAUGCUGACUGUAGAAAGCGAUUACUUUGCGAUGCUAAAAGUGGAAGAAGUCAUGACAGGAAAUUCUUUUGUGCUGAAGUUGAAUCAAAGAUUGACUCGUCAAAUAAUGGAUGGAGAUCGUGGAUUUAUAAAGGCAUUAGUUUCUCGUAUGUAUACUUACAUGAAUGAUUUAAAUCCAACUGAUUAACAAACACUUAAAACAAAAACAAAGACUUGGUGGUUGGCUUUUCAACUAAAUAAUCUUCAAAUGUUUUCUUUCUCUUUCUUUCUUCAUGCCAUAUCAAUUGACAUUUAGUAAUAAAAAGAAAUUAUUUAACAUAACAGCUUAUCAGUUUUUGACCAAUGAAGUUGGACAAGAAUUUCAUCCCGCAACAUGAAUAAAACAUUUUUGAACAAACUCAUCAUGAACAUGUACAUUUUAUCGGAAGACACAUUUAAUUAUAAUUUAUAUGUAAAAAGACAAAAGAAAAUUGAAGGAAGGUUAUGAAGUUUAUGUUAAUAAGUUAAAAUAUGUACACACGGGUAAAUUGGUGAUUGAAUCGGUGUGUGUAUUGAUGGUCAUUUAAUUCAGCUUCAACGCUUUAUACUCAGUGACAGCUAAAAUUCCAAGCUUUGUGAUGAGUCUUGGAUAAUAAUUCAACAAUUUAAGUUUUUUGAGUGGAAGCAUAACAGUGAUAACAGAAAAAUGUUCAAAAUCCAACAUCAAAGUGAGAAAAAGACUCAAAAUUUGUGUAAUAAAAUAAUAAAAAGAAAAAUUAUUUAAUUUGAUUCGUCUUUUCGUUUUAAAUAUUUUUCAUAUUAAUUUUCAGGACGAAAGCUUAUAAAAAGUUUCUUUCAAUUAAACCGAAAAUCGAAAGCUUUUUUUUAAAGCAUCUAAAAUUUAUUGAGAGAUUUUCUCGGUUUUCGACAAGUGUUUCGUGAACAGUUACAUAAGAAAUACAAUUUGCAUACAAUUAAUUUAAUUACCUACAAAUUUCCAAGAAUAUUUUUGAGUUCAAUAGAACAUUUCUUCCAAAUAAUUUUUUACAUGUUUUCAGAAAAUGUCCUCAUAAUCUUUACAUCAUCUAUCUACAUGUGAAUAAAAUGAAGGAAAUUAAUCUUCUGUUUUAUAAGUAAAUUACUUCC